Messenger RNA from Lachancea meyersii CBS 8951, 2418 nucleotides. The record is from the annotation of a GenBank genome assembly. NCBI's taxonomy places the organism in Eukaryota, Fungi, Ascomycota, Saccharomycetes, Saccharomycetales, Saccharomycetaceae.
AUGCUUCUCCAGAUAGCCUCAAUACUUCUUUCUAUCUGUGCUACAGUGUUUGCAGACAAUGCGGUACUCAAUUCCGCUGAAACCGAGGACUAUGAAAGGAAUAUGAACCAAUCCCUGCUUUGGGCCCCAUACCGAUCCAAUUGCUAUUUUGGAAUCCGACCAAGAUUUGUGAACGAGAAUCCAAUGAUGAUGGGCCUUAUGUGGUUCGAUUCAUCGAGUGCUGAGGGAGUCAGCCAGCUAAGACACUUCGUUGACACUGGCGACAAACUCGACAAAUACGGCUAUGAGCUAUAUGAUCCGAGAUUGGGUGGCAGAGAGGUCAUAAUCGACAGUGCAAACAACCUUAACUUGACAAUUCACUUUGCGAAAAGCAGAAAUGGCGAAAAUUGGGGGUUUAGGGUAUCAGGACGUCCAUUGGAUUCCUCCAAAUCCAAGGUUCCCUCACUUGUCAUGUACUUUAGUCAAAAUGGCGAAAAAGGCCAUCUGAACCAAGACCUCACCAAACGUCAAGACAAUCAUCACACGAAUUUGAAAGGUUUUUCUCCUGAGCUCGGAAAUUACGACAUUCACAUUGGUGAUAUUUCUGGAAACUAUUACAGCAGAGGCCCGGCUUUGGCACAGGAUGCAGAUAGCUCAAAGACCUCCCACAUUUCUUUCACGGUGCCUGGCGAUCAAGUUUGGAAAGCUCGUGAUAUUUUCCAAUCGAUGUUGGGAGAAUCUGUUCAGCAACUACUGUCAUCAGGAAACAAAAUGCAUCCUUUAUCUUUGCCUUCCGCUUUAAUUGUAAGAAAUAUCAACAACUUUCCAUCAGGGAACUUCCAUUUCAUUCAAAAGACCUUUGACCUAGAUCAACCCUUUGAGUUUGAUGUCAUUUAUAACAAAAAGGGAUCGCAACAACGCAUUAAGUCAAGCGAUGAGCUAUCAACUUUGAUCUCCUGGACCGUGAGCGAGCUAGAGGUGCGUUUCAACAAUAAGUUCGACAUAGAGGAUCUGAAACUAAAGGUGUUUGCACAAGAAACACUAGCCAAUUUAAUGGGUGGGAUCGGGUACUUUUAUGGUACUCAGAUGGUUGAUCGCGAAACAGAAUUAGACGAGGAACAUUUUGAAAAGAUCGAGCUCAACAGAGCUGGCGAAGAGGGACCUUUACAACUGUUCAGCUCUGUGCCCAGUCGCGCAUUUUUCCCUCGUGGGUUCUAUUGGGAUGAGGGAUUCCAUCUACUACAAAUGAUGGAGUACGAUUGCGACCUUGUUUUAGAGAUACUGCAAAGCUGGUUCGACCUCAUCGAGGAGGAAACUGGUUGGGUAGCUCGCGAGCUUAUAUUGGGAAAUGAGGCUCGCAGUAAGGUUCCACAAGAAUUCCAAAUUCAAAACCCGAACAUAGCCAACCCGCCUACGUUGUUGUUGUGCUUCAGCGAGUUGCUCACUCGAGCUUCGGACUUGCAGCAGUCCGCUUACGGCUCGACGGAGGAGUUCUCUACUGUCGCCGGCUCACAGACUGACGAGCUACUGAGACGGCCAGAACUUUUAACUUCAUUCGCAAAAAAGGUGUACCCGAACUUAUUGAAGCAUUAUACAUGGUGGACAGAUAGCCAAAGAGGGUUCACUGAGGAGUACAUGGAAAUAUUGGGUGACAGUUUGCACCCAGAGGAAGCCUUCAGAUGGGUCGGAAGGACCUUUACACAUUGUUUGCCUAGUGGCCUCGACGACUAUCCUCGUAGUCAGCCACCUGACGUCGCUGAACUACACUUGGACGCUUUGGCAUGGGCCGGAGUUAUGACGAGAUCAAUGAAGCAAAUCGCCAAGGUUCUAGACAUGUCUGAGGAAUACGAGAAAUUUGCUCAAAUUGAGCAGAAUAUCGUUGAAAAUCUGGACACAAUUCACUGGAGCGAAGAGGACCACUGUUACUACGAUGUGACAAUUGACGAUGACAGUGAUGAAAUGCGAGAAUUCGUGCGUCACGAAGGUUACGUUUCGCUAAUGCCUUUCGCUCUCAAGCUUGAGCCAAAGAACUCAAACAAGUUACAAUGGUUUGUAGAACUGAUGGCAGACGAGGGCAGACUUUUUGGCGAUUAUGGUAUUCUUUCGCUUUCGAGAAAAGAUGAGUAUUUCGAGACAGGCGAGGUUUACUGGAGGGGUCCGGUUUGGAUCAACAUGAAUUAUUUGUUUCUGGACAGUUUAGCUUAUUAUUUUGAGGAUGGAGGCGAUGCUCAAGAUACCAAGACGGUUGAGAAAGCCAGGCAGUUGUACCAUGACCUCAGAAAAAACUUGAUAUCCAAUAUGCACCGUGUGUGGGCCGAGGAUGGUUACGUUUACGAAAAUUACAACCACAAUACUGGGAAAGGCAGCGGAGUCCAGCAUUUCACAGGCUGGAGUGCUUUGAUUGUCAACAUUUUGGGCCGUCUUCCUGAGAGCUUGUAG